Molecule: messenger RNA, 2709 nt
Organism: Symbiodinium necroappetens
Lineage: Eukaryota; Dinophyceae; Suessiales; Symbiodiniaceae
Source: the annotation of a GenBank genome assembly
AUGAAGAAACCACACAAUUCCAGGAGUGAGGAAGCUUUUUUUUCACCGAAGCUUCCUGGGCAGGUGGAUGACAAGCGCACCCUUGGCAAGUCAAAGGAUCGGAAAGGGUUGCAUGGUUCUCGGAAGCUGCUUCCCAAGUUAAAGGGAGCAGGCGAUGCCUGCGCCGAGUCAACUUCUUCCUUGCCGGGGAGCAGCCGGAGCUGCGGCACAGGCUCCAGAGGAUUCGAGGAGGCUCGGCCGAGACCGUCUCCAAAGGCGAAAUCUAGGGAAGGCAAGGAAGGCAAGGAAGGCAGACAAUCCAGCCGAGAUGCAUCGGCACCGGCCACUCGCAGCCGAGCUCCUAAGGAGCCGCAGGUGAACCAGGUAGCCGAAAAGCCGCCGCGCAGGCGGCUACCGCCGAAGCCGGAAGCGAAGCCGGAGAAGGCAGAGGCGAAAGCCGAGGCGAAGGCAGACGCGAAGCCUCGCCCGGAAAAGCCCGACAGCUCUGACGAGGCGCGUGACCAGAAGCGGAACCAGGCGAGUGAGCCAAAGAAGGCGAGGAAACCUGCACAGCCGGCGAGCGCAGCUUCCUUUUCGUCGGCACUGUCGGGCCUUGGUGACUCAGAGCCAGAACCAGACGCCUCGAUGCCUGCUUCCCCCAAAUCUGUUCAGGGCGGCUACGCUCCAGAGACGCCGAUAAGCGCCAGCACGAGCCACGCCGCGAGCGCAGCCGUGAAGCCGCCACCCCUCGACUCAGCUGAUGCUGCCGAGACCAGGCGGCAGAUGCGUGAGGUACUUCAGCGCCGACUGCACCGGAUACGGGAAAAGGUGCAGAACCAACGCGCAGGGAUCGAUGCUCAAAAGAAAUACGAGCACCUUCCCGGCAAGGAGCGCGAGGCCGUGGAACGUGCGUUUUUCCAUUAUGACGCCGACCUGUCUGGAUAUCUCGAUUACGACGAGAUCGUGCCAGCUCUGCGAGAGUUAGGGCUCUCCGGAUCGAACGCGAUCGAGAAGAGAGAGAUCAUGCAGGUCUGUCGCAAUGUCAUGACAGCCACGCGCGUACAGUCUCUUCAUCGACGGCAAGCAGAUAGUCUGCAGCAGGUUCUGAAUGCGCAGCGGUCCCGAAUGCAGGGCCAGCCACGCAUUAAACUUGAGGUCAAAAAAGCAGCGGCACCACAGCAGUCUCCGAAAGCAGGAGAUGCAAAGCAGGCGCGCGGCGAUGGGAAGAGAGCCUCGGGGAGCCGGCGAAGCAGCUUUGCUUCAUCUCAAGGCACCGUCUCCGACGAGUCUGGCAGCGAGGACUUCGAGGUCGGGGUGGAGUCCCCGGGAGAGGACAUGCGCUUCGACUUCAUGACCUUCGCCGCCCUCUUGGUGCCGAAAGUUCGGCAGCGCUUGACGGAGCUGCAAAGCACAACAGUCAUGCGAUACUUCUGCAAUUUCGACAGGGAGGGAACCGGCGCAAUAUCGGUGUUAAAGUGCUUGGAGAUUGCGCGGUGCCUGAAAAUGGACCAGCUGCACAUGUUGGAUGCGUUGAAAGAUAACGAUUUCUCGGUGGAAUCUGACACUUUGGUCGACUUUGAUUCGUUUGAGCAAUGUGUAAUGGGCUGCCGAGAGCGAACAAAUCGCCAACUGCGGCAGCGCGAGAUCGAGAUUCUUGUCGAGAUGAGGGUGCGGUCUGAUCUCUUCCAAGAGUGCAGGGAGAGCAUCCCCCAGAUCUACGAGGUCUUUCGACGAUUGUCUGGGGAUGUUGGGCCAAUUGGCGUCGUUUCUGCAAAUGAGGCCUUCCUUGCCGUGUAUGAGCUCGGAAUGAUGCCACGGGAGCAGUGGCAGAAAGAGGAGAUCAAGCAGUUCCUGGUUCCGAUAGAUUCGGAAGACCAUGUGUAUGCUCAGACAGAACUGAAUUUCGAGGAUUUUCUAACAUUCCUGAGGAAUGUGCGAACUUUCAACGACGAGCAGCGUCUCACGGAGCUGACUGAGCAUUUCGCACGGCUUGACAAGGAUGGGAACGGCCACUUGGACAUGAAAGAGCUCAACCAAUUGCUGGAGGAGACCGGCUGCUGUCCGCGCAGCCGCAAAGAGCAGGAAGAGGUACGCCAGCUGAUCCAGUCUACGGAUGUGGACGGAAAUGGCGUGAUUGACUUCGGGGAGUUUAAGGAACUGGUGCAAAGAAUUGAAGAGCGUUUCGCCAGCCUGCGCUACGAGUCCGAAGUUGAUUAUGCUGUUGCCCGGGGCUUCACUGAAGUCGAACUUGGGAACUUCCGCGCCAUCUUCGAGCACUUGGAUGUGGACAACUCCGGCCGACUGGAAAUGAACGAGGUCCGGCAGUGCCUCAACAUAAUUCAGCACAAGGCCACCUGGCAGGCUUUUGAUGACACCUGGCGCCAGCUGGAUAAGGAUGCAUCAGGCAGCCUGGACUUCCAUGAGUUCAUUGACUUCAUGAGGGCAAUGCGAGAUGGGGAAGGCAUCUUUGCACUCGACCGAGAGCAGAAGCUGCCUAACCUUGUUAGCAAGCUCGAUGACCGGACUUUGCGGUCCGUUCUUUCGCACUAUGGCUUGUCAAAAUCUUACCUCUGGGCCUUGGACCGAGCGCAAUUGCUUCAGCGGUUCUGCGACUGCUUCCUCAUUAUGACCACUGACAAUCCUCAGGACGUGCUCAAGGUCACAACUGUUUCGGAUCUGUUGCAGCUGGCCAAGGAGAAAGGCGAGUCUUUGGACGCCGUGCGAUGGUAG